Molecule: messenger RNA, 2527 nt
Organism: Talaromyces stipitatus ATCC 10500
Lineage: Eukaryota; Fungi; Ascomycota; Eurotiomycetes; Eurotiales; Trichocomaceae
Product: IdgA domain protein
Exons: 7
Coding region: 535-2514 (659 amino acids)
Molecular function (GO): pseudouridylate synthase activity
Source: RefSeq, a predicted model, not a curated record
GACACCAGCAAAAACAUUCACGAUAAUCAGCUGUUUCCAUGACCAGGCUAUUGUGAUAUGAUUUGUUUUGGCAUCUAGCAUGGCCAUUUCUUGUGCUGUACGACUUCGUAGCUGGCGGAAUUGCUCGCUAUCUACACGACUCCUUUCAUGCAGGCAUAUUUCUAAGAAGGCAUCUGAGUUCGCCAGCAGUAAAUUCUUCCGGGUAUCAGAAGAAAUCAAGGACGCUAUAGCUACCGAGCGACCUGUGGUUGCACUAGAGUCGACCAUAUAUACGCACGGUUUCCCGUACCCGGAUAAUGUAGCGCUUGCCUCGCUACUAGAAUCAGUUGUGCGGAGCAAUGGAGGUAUUCCCGCAACAAUUGCAGUGUUCAAUGGUAUAGCUCGCGUGGGUUUAGCCGCUGAAGAAAUUAUCGAGGUGGCAGCUAGUGCUCAGACGAAAAGCGCGCUGAAAGUUUCGCGGCGUGAUAUUGGCUAUAUUUGUGGACUAGGACUCGCGGGCAAGCACAUUCAUGGCGGAACCACCGUUUCAGCACCAUGAUUCUUGCCCAUCUGGCUGGUAUCAAAGUUUUUGGUACUGGUGGUUUAGGGGGCGUCCAUCGAGGGGCAGAGGUGUCAAUGGAUAUAUCAGCCGAUUUGACGGAACUAGGGAGGACCCCUGUUGCUGUAGUCAGCUCAGGCUGCAAGAGCUUUCUGGAUAUUCCCAAAACUCUUGAAUAUCUCGAAACCGAAGGUGUUCUUGUUGGCACUUUUGCAGACGGCCGAAAGGGCCAUGUCGAUUACCCAGCAUUCUGGACUCGCGAUAGUGGAAUACCGAGUCCGAAGGUGAUUCAGAAUGAGCUCGAUGCUGCGGCGAUGAUUUAUGCCCAGAAUCAACUGGGCUUGACAUCGGGAAUCCACUUCGCAAACCCCAUCCCGGAAAAGUACUCUAUUCCCAAGGCCGAGAUGGAUAGGGUAAUAGACGAAGCGGUCAGAACAGCUGCAGCAGAGGGAUUCCACGGAAGCGACAAUACGCCGUUUAUUCUUGCAAAGAUUAAAGAGCUCACUGGCGGUAGUAGUAUACCUGCGAAUCGCGCGCUUAUCGAAUCAAACGUGCAGCGCGCAACGAAAGUAGCAGUCGAGUUGAUGAAACUUGAACGAGCUCAUAAACACCCAGAAUAUCGAUCAAUACCAGUGAGUUCCGAUCUAACGUCCUCCCUUGGCUCGUCAGUCUCAGCGCCGACACCUGAUACAGGAAGUGUAGCGGCUAUAGGCAGAUCAACUUCACCUAUCGACAACCUGGGGAAAGUAGACGUGCUAGUCGCUGGCUCGUUGGCUAUUGAUCUAUCCUGUGACUUUACUCCUUUCGGUUCUCAAAAAGCCGCAGUCAGUCCUUCCGUGCAGACUUCAAAUCCGGCUACGAUCGAGCAAAGCUUAGGGGGUGUAGGUUACAAUGUCGCAAUUGCUGCAAGUUACGUUGGAAGCACAACUCUCUUCUGCAGCGUUGUUGCGGAUGACCUAAGCGGCAAAGCAGCUCUGGCCGCUGUUGAGCAAGAAGGUCUAGAGACUACAGGUAUCCAAACCUUGUCUCUCUCUUUGGGUGUGAGGACCGCUCAGUACAUUGCCGUCAACGAUGCCAAGAAAGAUCUUUUCGUGGCCAUGGCAGAUAUGGCUAUUAUGGAGCUUCCAGACCACGACCUCAACAUGGAAGGGUUCUGGGGCGCUAUUGUCGCGCAGGCACGACCGAACUGGAUUGUGGUAGACGGGAAUUGGAGUCCUGCCGUGAUCUCCAAAUGGAUUGAACUUGGUCAAACGGUCGGGGCUCGCAUUGCCUUUGAACCCGUCUCUACCGCGAAGGCUACCAGACUCUUUGCAGGACUAGAGACGAAUAAGUCUUCUUGUGUAAUUGGACCGUCUGACACCGUUCCACGAUCAAAACUUGACCUUGCUGCACCCAACGAACUUGAACUUAGAUCUAUGUACUCUACAGCCCGUGAAAAUGGAUUAUUCGAUUCACCGGAAUGGUGGAAUAUCAUCAACGAACUCAACCUCUCCAGUGCCGGAUCCCGCGAUUUGCUUGUGUCGGUUACCUCUCCAUCGUUGGUUGACGCGGGUAUUCCACAGCAAAGCAUACAGUUACUGCCGUUUAUCCCCAAUCUGCUCAUCAAACUGGGUCCUCAGGGUGUGCUCCUCACACAACUUUUACCGCGCGAAGAUGCGCGUUUGACGUCACCUGAUUGUUCACCAUAUAUCAUCUCUCGAAGCGAUGCGUCUGCAGGGAAUGGAAACGAAAUGGUUGGAGGUGUUUAUAUGCGUCUAUUCCCUCCGGAGACGAUACUAGCUGAUGAAGAUGUGGUAAGCGUCAACGGAGCAGGCGAUACACUGCUAGGUGUAGUUGUGGCAGGACUUUCCAACGGCCACAAUGCAGGAAAAUACAUCAAAGACUUUAUUCCGCUCGCUCAGAGGGCUAGUUUAUGUACAUUACAGGGCAAGGGAGGUGUCAGUCCUCGAAUAAGGGAGCUUCAGGCGUCGCUAUAACUAAUCAGAGUAU